Molecule: messenger RNA, 1185 nt
Organism: Chaetomium globosum CBS 148.51
Lineage: Eukaryota; Fungi; Ascomycota; Sordariomycetes; Sordariales; Chaetomiaceae
Exons: 6
Coding region: 1-1185 (394 amino acids)
Source: RefSeq, a predicted model, not a curated record
AUGUCGAGAGGAGGACAUGUGCCCCUCGCGUUCGGGCAAUCGGACGGCUCGGGGUUGCCCGACGACAAGGGUAGAUGUCCUCAUGCCGUCUUUCUUCCCGGUAUGCCCGGUCAAAUCCCAACAGUCAGGCAUCAAAGCGCUGACCGACAUUCACAGCUCGCGUUUGGGAUUCUAGCGGAUGUGUACGAAAUCGGCUCGCUGCUCUUUCUCAACCGCAAACGAGCCAUCAACACAGUUGCUGUAUGUUUCGACAUUGCUUUGAUAGGAGUAGGCAUCUUCUGCUUCCUGAUUCUUGGCACCGUCGACGAAGGGUCGGGAGAACGACGGGCCCAUUGGGCCAAGGACAUGACAAAUGCCAUGAUCUUUAUGAUCGUCUUUUGUGAUUGGGCGGGGAUAGCUUCAGUUAUGCCCUGGACCUUCCAUCUGAACAUCCUCGACCUGAGGGCCAGGAGGGGCUCAGCUUUAUCAACCGAUUGCACCAACGGGCGUCGCGCGGCGGAGGUGGUGCCACUAGCACAGCAGGUCCCCGAGCUCAAGUUCUUUUUAUACCAUGCUCGUCGGGGUUUCCUCGCCCAAGAUGGUGGGUUGAUCCCCUGGCCCUUCCAAAGCCCCUGGUCGCCAGAAGACACCGAUUUCCUGGGAAAGAACCUUCUCGACUUCCAGAUGAAGUGCGCGAGGGUAACUGUUAUCGCCAUCGAGUUCGGCGAGGACGACCACCCAAACCCCGCCGCUCAAGAAGAGCACACCGCCAACCAUGUGUAUGGCGGUAGCCCGGCCCUCGCCGCGGAAGAAGCAGACCGUGAUUAUCUCGAUCUCGGGGAGGAGCAAUCCCUCGGCGACGACCAGCCCGACGCUGAUUGUCACACGGAUCACCACGUGGACGCAACCAUCACCAAUCGUUUUCAGAAAUCAAUGGCCACUCAUCGCCCUUGUAACAUUGGUAACCAAGCCGGCCCAUCGAACUCGCGCCCGAACUUGAAGCGCAGAAGAAGUUGGUCCGAACAGGAAACCCAACUCCUCUUGGACCUUCACGCCGAAAAGGAUACGAACGGUAAGAAAAUCUGGACUUACCCCAAGAUGAUGGAAAUCCCGCAGUUCCGCGGCCGGACUCGGAACGCUCUUGAGUCGAGGGUUUACUGGUGCACCAAGAACAGGACGGAAUCGGCGCCGCCGGAAGACCAGUGA